Molecule: messenger RNA, 1554 nt
Organism: Crotalus tigris (Tiger rattlesnake)
Lineage: Eukaryota; Metazoa; Chordata; Lepidosauria; Squamata; Viperidae
Product: 4-galactosyl-N-acetylglucosaminide 3-alpha-L-fucosyltransferase 9-like
Exons: 1
Coding region: 149-1267 (372 amino acids)
Cellular component (GO): membrane
Molecular function (GO): alpha-(1->3)-fucosyltransferase activity
Source: RefSeq, a predicted model, not a curated record
UCCUCCCCUUUUUCCUCCUGCUGUUUCUGGAGGGGCAAAAAAAUCACUGGCCAUCUGCUACCUGGCCACGGUGUUGGUCAUCCUUCUCCAUCCAGCCCUGGGUCAUCCUUUUGAAGUCAGUGAAGCACCCUGAGGUGAUUUUGGGGCCAUGAGCACACCAUCCAGAGUUUUCUGGUUCUGCCUGGCUUUCUUCCUGUUUUUGGUCUGCUUUGGGGCCUGCCUGCUGGUCUACAUCAAACCUACCCAGCUUUGGUUUUACUUCAAACUAAAUCAGGGAGAUUCUACAUCAGAACCUGCCACGUUCUUCGGUCAGGAUGAAUCCUACAACAACAACUUCAUCCAAAGCAAUACCACCCUCAUUCUGGUUUGGCUAUGCCCCUUUGGGUGCAGAAUGAACCCGUUGAACUGUCUGAACAUGAACAUCUCCAGCUGUCACAUCACCAUGAAUCGGAGCAUGUAUAAUCAGUCCCACGGGGUCGUCUUUCACCACCGAGACCUCAUGUGGGAUCUCAGCAACCUCCCUCAGCAGCCCAGGCCUCCGUUUCAGAAGUGGGUCUGGAUGAACAUGGAGUCUCCCGCCCACUCAGUCCCCAAGCAUGGGUUAAACCGCCUCUUCAACCUGACCCUCACUUACCGCCGGGAUGCAGAUAUUCACAUACCUUACGGCUUCCUCACUUUUAACCCAAAUGCCUCUCGGGCCGAAGUGCCCCCCAAAACCAAAUUCGUAUGUUGGGUAGUCAGCAACCGGUAUCCUCAGGAGAGAAUUCGCUAUUACAAGGCAUUAAAGAAAUACAUUCGAAUUCAUACUUAUGGGAAAGUGUUUGGAAGACCUCUGAGCUGGGAAGACUUCAUGCCCACCCUUUCGUCUUGCAAGUUUUAUCUGGCCUUUGAAAAUUCCAUCUUUAAAGAUUAUAUUACCGAGAAACUUUACUUUGCGUUUCUGGCCGGAUCUGUGCCCGUGGUUCUGGGUCCUCCCAGAGAAAACUACGAGGAUUACAUCCCGGCUGAGUCUUUCAUUCACGUGGACGAUUUUGAGUCCCCUAAGAAUCUCUCUGAGUAUCUUUUGAUGCUCGACCAAAAUGAUGCGCUGUACCUAAGUUACUUUGAGUGGAAGAAGGAUUUUUCGGUCUACCGUCCUAAUUUCUGGAACUCCCACUUAUGUCUAGCUUGCGACCAUAUAAAGAGACACUCGGAAUACAUGUCUGUUGGAAAUCUAGAAAAAUGGUUUUGGAAUAAAAACUUUAGUGAUUUUUUUCCUGCACGUUAAAAAAAAAAAAAAAGCUGACAAAGUCAUCAACCCCCAAACUGAGCAGGUAUAUAAAGAAAUAAGAAUUCUGAGCACAGCAUAAUAUUUACAAUCUUUUCUUUCUUCUUAAUAUGGAAAAUUAUAUUCCUUAAGGCUUGGACGUGUUAAUCCACAUAGUAGGUGGGUAACAUUAUCUUAGAUGUUAUCUUUUUUUAAAAAACAAAACAAAAUGUUAUUAAUUUCUGCAUUCUUUGCUUGAAGAGACGACCACCAGCUUUCGACUUGGGCUUUCAAACUUAUUUUGUUGU